Saccharomyces cerevisiae S288C is the source of this 984-nucleotide messenger RNA. RefSeq names its product Aim25p (gene AIM25). Gene Ontology annotation, biological process: plasma membrane phospholipid scrambling. The record is from RefSeq and is marked reviewed. Gene Ontology annotation, molecular function: phospholipid scramblase activity. The transcript has a single exon. The coding region runs from base 1 to 984 and encodes 327 amino acids. NCBI's taxonomy places the organism in Eukaryota, Fungi, Ascomycota, Saccharomycetes, Saccharomycetales, Saccharomycetaceae. Gene Ontology annotation, cellular component: mitochondrion.
AUGCAUAGAACGGCAAUAUUUCUAACUUACCGAUCAUGUAUGAGAAAUUUCAGUACACUGAGUAAAACAUUAACGGUUUCUUCUGGUAAAGUAAUCAGAAACGGUCCAUUUAGGAGAGUAAUUCGUGAAAAGAACCAAAUAACGAAGGCGCCAUCAGUAAAAGCAUUUAAAGAAAAUAGCAAUAGCGGGAUAAUAAAAGUACAUGAUCCUAUAGCUACUACGAUACUUAAUGAACCGACAGUUAUUAUCGAAAGGCAAAUAGAAUUUAUGAACGUUUUUCUAGGUUUCGAGCAGGCUAAUAGGUAUGCCAUAAUGGAUGUGAACGGAAACAAAAUAGCAUCAAUGAUGGAAAGAGAUUUUUCUAUAACAAAGGCCAUAAUGCGGCAGUUUUAUCGUCUACAUCGUCCUUUUUUGGUAGAUGUCUUUGAUAAUUGGGGAAAUGUAAUAAUGACGAUUAAAAGGCCCUUUUCGUUCAUCAAUUCUCAUAUAAAGACUAUCAUACCUCCUUCCGCGUAUGUUGAUAAUGGCAGUGACUCCACUCACUAUCACGACGGUAAAGAAGGAACGACAGUAGGAGAGACCAUUCAGAACUGGCAUCUCUGGAGGCGUCGUUACGAAUUAUUCCAGAAAGAUGGAGUAGAAGGAUCCACUUUUGACCAAUUUGGUAAGAUAGAUGCACCUUUCUUAUCAUUUGAUUUUCCUGUAACAGAUGCUGAUGGUAAGAUAAUGGCGAGUGUAGACAGAAAUUGGGUUGGUUUAGGAAGAGAAAUGUUUACCGAUACUGGUGUUUAUGUUGUUAGAUUUGAUUCGCAGAGAUGCUUUGAUAAUAUUUAUCCUACUGAGAUGCUAAGUUCUCAAGUACUAACUUUGGAUCAAAGGGCCGUGUUAUUAGCAAACGCUGUGUCCAUCGAUUUCGAUUAUUUUUCGAGACAUUCCAGACAAACUGGAGGUUUCCUUUCUUUUGGCGGUGGCUAUGAUGAGUAG